UUAUCCAGAGGAUUGAAAAAUUGGGGGUAUUUCCUUCUGGUUGCUGUCUGUUCCCAGUGCAUCACUGCGUGGAGGGCCACAGCUCUGUGUCUGACACCCCCACAGCACCAUGAAGACACCAGGCACAUGGUGGAGUCUGUACCUGAAGUUACCUGACAGAGAAAGAAGAGAUCCUGCACUGAACAUGUCUGAAGAAAGUCAUGUGAGGCAUCUGCAUUAUCUGCUGGGGAAAUUUUCCAUACAGAAUCAGAGAUUAUGGGGCAGGAGGGGGCAGAUUAAAGAGCCAGCACUUGACAGUAGUAUUCAAGCCUCUUUAGGUUCAAAGAGAACUAAAAGAAGGAUGAUUAACCUGGCCAGCUACCCAGAGGUGGGAUAUCUGACGCAACUGAGAUAAGCACAUUACUGCGCAUUAGGUAUAAUUAGCGUUUGGACGCAAGCAAGGCUCUUACCCCAAGGAUUAAUCCCUGGACUGAACAGAAAUGCUGUCAGGGGCAAUUAGGUAACUCCUUGUCAGAGGAGCGGGCAGAGGAAGUGCAUGGAAGAACAUCUCAUUCCCCAGCAGCCUGCACGUCCACGUCUGCUCUCACCCGGGAGCUGCAUCCCAGGGCUGGAGGCAGCUGAGGAGCUCCAACAGCCUGGGGCUGCAUAGCACCCGUAGGAGCCAGAGGAGACCCAUCUGCACCCAACGCUGGACAACUAUCUGCCUGGUCUGGGACCAGGGACCAGCCAGAUAGAGGGAUCUGAGCGAGGCAUACUUCUGACAGUAGCCCAACGAUGAGCGAGAACCCCACCACCAACCUUACCACUGGAGAUGCUCCCACCGGUCCCACCACACCACGCAAGGGGCCUCCAAAGUUCAAGCAGAGACAGACAAGGCAGUUCAAGAGCAAGCCUCCUAAAAAAGGAGUAAAAGGGUUUGGAGAUGACAUCCCGGGCAUGGAGGGGCUGGGGACAGAUAUCACAGUGAUUUGCCCAUGGGAAGCUUUCAGCCAUCUGGAACUGCAUGAGCUGGCCCAAUUUGGGAUCAUCUAAGGCCCCAGCAUCUCUACUGGUGUCACUUGGUGACUCCAUAGAUCCCAGCUUGGUCUUCAUCACCUUUGACACUGAUUUUUGGCCCUUACAUCCACUUGCUCUUGGGCAGGGUGGUUUUGUAAGAGCUACUUAUGAGAAAGUCCUUUGCAAAUUAAUUUGGCAAAGAAGUUACUCAGGACCCUGAACAGAUUGCAUGUUCCAUGUGAAGAAACUACUGAAAAUGUCUUAAUGCCUCCCUGCACCAUACCCUGUCUUCUCCUACUGUUGUAGAUCUUCAUGUCUGUGGAGAAAAUAGGAGGCUUCAUUUAAGCUUUUCUCCUGGUUAGCUGAGAUAGUGUGUGUAUGGGUGUGCAUGUAUGCCCAGACCUAAUUAUAUCAAACUCAUUCUUUUUUCUUCCUUCCCUUCCUGAUAGCUUUCUAUAUAGGAUUUCCAUGGGUAUGUUCCCACGUUAUACGCUCCUGACAACUAAUUGGUGUUGCAGAUCUGUAGAGAACAAAAUCAGAGUAACUAGUGCAGAUAUUGGGCUGCUUUUAAGUAGGAGAGCCUUCCCCAGGGGUUCACCAUCAGGAACCUGCUGCUAGGAUUCACCUGACCAAGGAAGGGGGAAAGGGCUUGGAAACGUUCUCUCUGCCCACCAGCUACAGGUUACAAGACUGUUCUAAUUGUGUUAAAUGAAAAUGUGUGUGUCUGAGAUCAAAAGCUAAAUGAAUUAA
Messenger RNA from Numida meleagris (helmeted guineafowl), 1746 nucleotides. RefSeq names its product phosphodiesterase 6H (gene PDE6H). NCBI's taxonomy places the organism in Eukaryota, Metazoa, Chordata, Aves, Galliformes, Numididae. Gene Ontology annotation, cellular component: photoreceptor outer segment membrane. The transcript has 4 exons. The coding region runs from base 775 to 1032 and encodes 85 amino acids. The record is from RefSeq and is a predicted model, not a curated record. Gene Ontology annotation, biological process: positive regulation of epidermal growth factor receptor signaling pathway; visual perception; positive regulation of G protein-coupled receptor signaling pathway. Gene Ontology annotation, molecular function: 3',5'-cyclic-nucleotide phosphodiesterase activity; cGMP binding.